CAGAAGGUGACAGAAAGCAAAAAGGAUCCAGACAUGUUGAAGAAAGAAGCCCUCCUCCUCAUCCCCAACGUCUUGAAGGUGUUCUUAGAGAAUGGGCAGAUUAAGUCCUUCACGUUCGAUGGCCGAACAACUGUCAAGGAUGUGAUGGUGACAUUACAGGACCGCCUCUCCCUAAGGUACAUCGAACACUUUGCUCUCGUCCUGGAGUAUGCAAGCCCGGAACAGAGCCACAAGUUCCUGCUUCUCCAGGACAAGCAGCCCCUGGCCCAUGUGGUACAGCGGACACAUUACCAAGGUAUGAGAUGCCUCUUCCGGGUGAGCUUCUUUCCCAAAGACCCCGUGGAGCUAUUGCGCCAAGAUCCUGCUGCUUUUGAGUACCUAUAUAUCCAGAGCCGAAAUGAUGUCAUCCGGGAACGCUUUGGAAUGGACCCCAAGCCUGAGAUGCUUUUAGGCCUUGCUGCACUCCACAUUUACAUCACUGUCUCUGCCGCACGACCCAGCCAAAAGUUCUCCCUCAAGAAUGUGGAGAAGGAGUGGGGCCUGGAACCCUUUCUUCCUCCCUCCCUCCUACAGAGCAUCAAAGAGAAAAACCUUCGGAAAUCACUCUCCCAACAACUGAAGGCUCAUCAAGCCCAUCCCCCCAGCGGCACCAAGGGUUCCCAGAUGCAGGCAAAGCUUCAAUACCUUCGGAUUCUGAACGAACUUCCCACCUUCACAGGCGUCCUGUUCAACACUGUGGGCCUGGACGAGAAACAUUCUGCCACAACCCUCCUGGUGGGGCCCCGGCAUGGUAUCAGCCACGUGAUUGACCUCAAGACCAAUCUCACCACUGUGCUGUCGGAGUUCAGCAAAAUCAGCAAGAUCCAGCUGUUCCAGGAGAACCAAGGCGUGGCCCGUGUAGAGACUAGCAUCUUAGAUGCUAAGCCUCUGGUACUGCUGAUGGAAUGGCCGGAAGCCACCAACUUUGCCUGCCUGAUUGCGGGGUACUGCCGCCUUCUGUUGGAUUCCAGAAAAAUGAUGUUCUCCAAGACUCCCAGCCAGCCUCCUCCAGCUCCAAUGAACAAGGCAGAUUACAUGCAAAAUGCCCACCACCCUGUCUCUGGGGGCCACCUGGGGAAGAAGGAGAGUAGUUUUGUGGGCAGCAUGGUCUCCAGCCCUGGGAAGCCGUGCUCGCAGGGCCCCCCAACUGCCAACUCAGAGCUUGUCAGUUUCUGCUACCUCCACAUGCGGGAGCAGAGGAAGGAGAGGGAGAACCAGACAGACAUCAAUGAGAAUCUAAUCUUCUUUGAGGAGACCAGACCCAGGACCAAGUCGGAUCCAACAUCCAAAAGCUCUGGCCAGGGUUAUAGUGAGGCUGCCAAUGACUACGACACCACCAGGCCGGUCCAGGUGCCCUGUACCAGCAGAGCCCGGGCCUAUACCAUAGAUAAUACCCUUGGGGCUGAGACCCUGAAUUUCUACUGUGACUCCUGCAAAGCCAAGCUCAAGAACCAGCUGGGUUCCCGAAAGAGCAGGAGGCCUGGGACCUCCUGUGACAAUAUGGUGGAUCUCAUGUCCCUCCCUCCCCCUGGAAGUGAGGAAGAGGAAGAGGAGGAAGAUGAGAGCACUUCCCUGCUACCUGCCAUUGCCGCCCCACCCCCUGGUUUCCGGGACAACAGUUCUGAUGAGGAUGAUCCCAAGCGCCGAGUGGCCCAAAGCCAGGAGCAAGGUCGACCCUUGUGUGGAAUCUUAUAUGACGAGAUCCCAGUUACUCUGAUUGACAGCGUACAGACCCGAACUGUCCGAGACCAUGCCCAAGAACUAGAUGAUGCCCUGGUGUCCACCCUGCAAGCCUUGGAAGCUCUCGCCGCGGCAGAGGACUGUCCGCAUCCCCCACCCCCACAGACAGCAGGUCUGAUUGUGCUGGCUACCAUCACCCCUGAGUCAUCUCUGGACUCUGGCCAUGAGACCAAUUCAUCUGAGUUGACAGACAUGUCUGAGAUGGUGUCCGCCAUGAAACAACGUCAGAAUGCCACCUACUUUCUGGCCCAGCACAUCAACAAGGAGAGCCUCAUGGCCCACAAGGACCUACCUUUCCGGAUCCCAAGCUGCGCCACCCAAGCUGUCCUUACUGCCCCAUACCCUCUGGGGCGCCAGGAGGCCGGCCCAACAUCGGCAGCUCCUGGAAAGGCAGUCCUCCCUGGUCAAGGCUCUGGCCCCACAGGUGGCAGGAGAAGAUUGGACCCAACUGAAGUGCAGACACACCGAGAGCUCCCCCCAGCUCUGGCUGUGCACCCAGCGCUGGCCUCGCAGCUCAGCAGUGAGCAACGGAGCCAGGGCCUGAUGCCCUGGGGAGCAGAAGGCAAGGAUCCUGAGCACCCUAAGGCUGCCCUGGAGAUGUCUCUGAGGGCAACCCCCUCUGCUCUGAGUGGAGAUCAGGGCACAGAGCUGAGGGACAAGGUGCCCAAGGAAGUAAGGCUGAGUCCCAAGCUGAUCUUGGACUCCAAGGGCAGUGUGACUCCAGCCAUACUCUCAGCAGCUUUGCAGCAAGUGGUACAUAAUAAGGCUCUGGCCUCCCCAGGGGCAGCCCUGGACAGCACUCCUAGGGGAGAGAGGAAGCAGGGGCCCAGUGCAGGGAGCAGCGGCGGCAUCUGUAAGAAUCUCAAAGCCAAGGGGAGCCCCGGUUCUGCUGAAAUAACAUUCAGCUAUCAGCAGCAGCAGCAGCAGCAGCAGCAGCAACAGCGGGGUAGGGGGCAGUUCAGCCCUGAGGGCUCUCCCAGAGCCAAGGCCCCUUCUAGGACCCAGGCUGACCCCCCCUUGCGCCUCUCUCUCAUAGAGGAGGACAAGCUCUCUGCUCAGGGCUUCCCUGCCAAAAGCUACCUCCCAAGAAAGGUCCGGGAGCCCCUCGGGAAGCAGGUCAGUGGGGAGGUGGGGAGCAGGGGUGGGUCCGAGGGAGCCAGUUCAGUCUCUAGGAAGCAGGGGUUUGCCAUGGGUCAAGGGGAGAGAGGGCAGACUGAAAGCAGUCGGCUGGAGGAUAGUGGCCGAGGCCCCCGAGCUGGCCACCCUAGCACCUUCCAGAGCUCUGGUGGUCAGCCCAGAGGUCCAAGCUCAUUGGGGCUCUGGGCUAGUGGCCGGCAGGCAAACACGAUGCCCUCUAGGAAACCGGACAAGGCCCUGGAUGGGGCUCACUCUGACCCUGAUGGGCCGGCCAAGCCCAAGGCUUCGAAGGCACCAUUCCGCCUGAGGAACCUCUUCUCUGCCACCUUCCCAUCCUUGAUGAAGAAGGAGACUGAUGAACGGCAAGCACAGUUACAGAAGGUAAAGCAGUAUGAGCUGGAAUUCCUGGAAGAGCUCCUGAAGCCCCAGAGCAAGGGGGACCUCCCUGCCCCGGAGUACUUACAUCCCUCGGGCCCUGGCCGUUGUAGCUGCCAGCUGCGGAGCAGCCCCGUCCAGCAGGUGCCUGGCAUCUCCCGGGAGCAGCGCCGCAGCUGCGACUGUAAGCGGAUUUGCCGAGGAGGGAGACCUCAAGCAGCCCAGCUCCCCGCUCCUGAGCUGCUCCGGGGCAGAGAGAGAAACCGAGCCCUCCCCCUGCCGAAGCACCCAGAGGCCCCCUCGGUUUUGAGCUUCAGCAGCCCCGCCAAGAGCUGCCGAGUUCGGUCCACCAGCCUGGAAUCCCGGGAAUGCCGAUCAGAGCCUGAGAGUGGUGUGUCAUGCCUGGCCACCUGUGCUUCUAGGGGGGAGUGCAUGGCAGCCCCGCACUAUAGGAAGCUAAUGCGCCGCUAUAGUGUUAGUGAGCUGGACAAGAGUGACCAGGCCUCUCUGACCUCUGACAUCUACCAGCACCCGCCCCUAGGGCUGCAGCCCAAGGAGGCAGAUGCUGGCUUUCCCCAGAGUGUGGGUCCCAAAGGCAAGCCCCAUGAGCUGAUGUCCCUGGGGGAUCCCUCUUAUGUCCAAGUCACUCCCGAGGGCAAAGGCCCCAAAGCAACAGCCACAUUUUCCCUUCCAGAAGAGGUGUAUCCUGGCCCAGCUGAUCUGGAGGAGGAUGACGAAGGGGACAGGUGCUGCUCCAUCCGCUACUGCUUCUAUUACCGCAAGUGUGACAUGGCCGAUGACGGAAGUGACGGCAAGGAUGAGCUCUCCUACUCAAUCCCCAUGCAGUUCCUACCGGGCAUGAAGUUGGACGACCAGGUGGUACCUGUGGUGAGCCAUACCCUCCAGGUGUUAGACGCUACCACGUGCAGCAGCAGCAGCCCUGAAGACAACCAGACCCAAGAGAUUGACCUGAGGAUCUCUACCUUCGAGGGGAGCCUGGCUAAGAUCAAUGCCCUGCAGGGUCACGUCUAUGCCCUGCCCGAUGGCUUCCUGGCCGUGCAGCUGGACACCAAUGAGCUGUUGGCAGCCCUCCGGCAGUGUGUGGUGAACCCUGAGGUCCGGGGCUCCAAGCCCCACACCUCCCAGCUUUCCCAGUAUAAACAGGAGCUGGCCCUCAAAUUCAAGGAGCUUCGGGCCUCCUGCCGCCGUGUGGCGGCUGUGGAUAAGAGCCCCACACACAUGCUGGCAGCCAUCACGGGCAGUUUCCAGGUGCUAAGUGGCCUCAUUGAGACCUUUGUGCGGCUGGUGUACAUCGUGCGCUCGGAGGCCCAACGUCAGGAGCUGCUGGUCAAGGUGGAAGAGGUCGUGAAGAACUACACCUUCCUGUUGCGAGCCGCUGAAGAGUCCACAGCCCGUACCCUGAACCAGCAACAGAUGGCGGCGGCGGGGGCGGCAGGACCAGCGUCUGAGCGCCCACCAGUUACAUCAGCGACUGUUAUGAGCACAUUCACGCGCUCCUUGAAGACCCUGAUCAACAAGUAA
Trichosurus vulpecula (common brushtail) is the source of this 4833-nucleotide messenger RNA. RefSeq names its product FERM and PDZ domain containing 3 (gene FRMPD3). Gene Ontology annotation, cellular component: cytoskeleton. NCBI's taxonomy places the organism in Eukaryota, Metazoa, Chordata, Mammalia, Diprotodontia, Phalangeridae. The transcript has 11 exons. Bases 34 to 4833 code for a protein of 1599 amino acids. The record is from RefSeq and is a predicted model, not a curated record.